AUGGAAAUCAAGGACCUUGAAACCCAGGAAAAUCAAUGCGGCCAGCAUUAUCGACAGCUUGUUUCUUCCAAGAUCUUUGAAGUGGCAUGCCAAAAUAUCCACCGGUGCUCAGAUGAGGAAUUCGUCAAUGUUCUGAUUACACUGUGUAGAAUAUAUCCAUCCAUACUGUCACUGCAACAAUGUGCAGACUUGGAGAAUGAAUGUAAGAACCGAUUAGCCAAUUGUGACACGAACACCAUGCUCCUGGUCUCUGAUUGGUGGAUAUACAUUCAGCGCAAGUCACCCUUCAAUCGGUGGAUCCUGAGUGCUCUUGACUCCAAGGUGGAGAAGAUGACGACUCAGAACAUUGUCCAGACUUUCUACGUGAUUGGGGAGUGCCAGUGGAUCCCUUCGGAGGAGUUCCUGCAGCGGCUGACGGACCUUGCUUAUCAGUGCCUGGACAGUCUCUCCUGGAAUGAAGUGGGGAUCAUGUGUAACGCGUACAUCAAAUCACGCUCCCGCAUCCUGUCUCGCCCCAUUCAGGUGGCCGUCAGUUCCCGCAUCUGUCAGGAGAUCAACACCGGGGGCCUGGACCAUUACAACCUGGUCACCACCAUGCGGUUCAUCUCCCGGGGCUACUUCCACAGCUGGAACCUCUUUGAGCAGAUUGCCUGCGUCCUGACUCCCCACAUCCAUGACAUGCCAUUCCUAGUCCCCCCACACGUCGUGACGGCAUUCGCCAAGGUGCGGCACUUCAACCAACCCCUCAUGGACACCGUGGCGAGCCUUGACUUGAAGACGGUGGACUCUGUCCGCUUGAAGGAUGCCUGGAUGCUCGUGUGGUCCUUUUGCAGGUUGAACUAUGACCCUCCAAACUCCAAGCACUUCUUGAAGGACCUGAUCCACUACUUGGACCGGGCUGAGAUUUCGGAUCAACCCCAUCAAUUCAUGAAAAGCCUAGUAGCAUUAACAUUCAUCGGAGAGUAUCCCUUCAAUGCGAUCAACACAGCAUUCAGUCCCCGAGGCUUGGAGUUGUAUGAAGUUAAAUGCCCAGGGGACAUUUACAAGCAUCUGUUUGCUCUUGACUGUUCCGUGGCCAUUGAGAAACCGGAGUACUCGGGUUACCGGCUACCACAGGAAUUCAAGGACAAGUUCUGGCAGAAUCCCCACGGCUCCAGAAUCGUCCCCUUUGAGAAGAUCCGCGGACUACAAGAGGCCGUUGAAGAAUUGCAGUGCAUUCUGGGAGGAGCUCAGUACCUGAAGGCCCACCCCAUCCUGCCCCACAUCAGGACCCCUCUAGAUAUCGAGGUACAUCUGGAUGCUUCUUCAAACCCGUUACCCCUGGCCUCCAAGCCCGAAAGGUCCCUGGAAGAACUUCUCAGUGAGGCAAACCAAAAAGAUGGCAUACAAAGGCUGGCGGUGUUGGUUGCUCCAAGUGCCCACUUUCGCCUGCGUUCCAAGGAUCUCCUUGGUGUCCAUGUCAUGAAGAGACGACAGCUCCAGAAGAUAGGCUACAGAAUAGUUGAGCUGCCGUACUAUGAAUGGGAACCAUUGCUGAAGGCUUCCGAGUACCACCGUCAUGGCUACCUCAAAGCCAAGAUGUUUAAAUGAAACCCUAAAAUCCUACAUACCAACAAAUGUUCCAUUGGAUUUGGUUGUUACAGGAAGAAAGGGCUAGCCUUCCUCCAUCCUUCCAAAGUCUCUUUGGGUUCAAAAUAAUUACCUACCCGUUCUCAGACGAGUCACAAGGUCAUGAAAACAAUUUUCUCCGAAGUCAGUUUAUAGUUCUUAACCCGGUGAGUUUAAAUGUGAACCUGUUUUCAGGUUAAUUGUAAGGAUUUACUGGUAACCGUAUUUUCAUGAACGCACAUGACGGAAUGAACGCGCACAAUAAGACAUAGUGAUUGACGAUGAAUAACGUCCCAGGCAACAAGAUCUACAGGUGUCUCUGUAGCUAUGUGUGUAUCACAUUUACCUAGAGCUGUGUAGACACGAUUCACUCAAUGUAGGACGGCAAACCUACAGAUAAAGAACGGCAUCCAGUCACAAUGUGUUAUGACAACAAGCACAGUCAAUUUAUUUGAAAUUUUCUGCAAAUAAACAUUUUCAUUGACAAAAACUAACAAAUAUGAAGUGGAUUCGAGAGGAAUAUUGUAUAUAAAAGAACUGUGGACGGAACAGCACUGUUUUUGAAAAUAAUGCAACUGUUUGAAGACUUCAACUGCUAGAAAAGACUAAUGCUGCUCUAUGCAACUGUACAUUACAAUAUUUUUCUUAAUUCUAUUUUUUUAGAGCCACCUUCAAUCUUCUGGGUACUUUUGCUUGAAUGUCAUUCAAAACUUUUGACUGUCAAAAACCAUUCUAAAAUGUUUCCCAAGGUAGGCCUUUUCUGUGAUUUCAGUUGACAAGCAUUUUUACAUCACAAAUAAAUACAAA
Acanthaster planci (crown-of-thorns starfish) is the source of this 2415-nucleotide messenger RNA. Its product is annotated as non-canonical pre-mRNAs endonuclease FASTKD5, mitochondrial-like. Gene Ontology annotation, molecular function: RNA binding. Lineage: Eukaryota; Metazoa; Echinodermata; Asteroidea; Valvatida; Acanthasteridae. The record is from RefSeq and is a predicted model, not a curated record. Gene Ontology annotation, biological process: regulation of mitochondrial mRNA stability; mitochondrial RNA processing. Gene Ontology annotation, cellular component: mitochondrial matrix; ribonucleoprotein granule.